AGAGGCGGGCGUUUAUCACUAGUCUAUCACGUAAGUGAACGUCAGCCCUUUCGGGAAACACACGCGGAGAGGGCAGGCGGACGGAGUGAGCGAGCGGCGCGGCCAUCGGCUUGUUACCGGCCAAGCCACAGCCUGCUCCCAGGCCUCCUUCCGAUCCGCGCACUAACAGCCUCGGAGGAGCCAGCGAGGCAGGGAAGGAAGGAAGGAGGGAGAUAGAGAGGAAGAAAGACACGUUAUUUUUAAGCCCAGUAACAUUCUCAGUACGGCCAUGGAUUCGAAAGACGUGGCGGAUUACGCCCCUGAUUGCUGGGAGCUGGCGGCCGACACGGAUGUCGAGGCCCAGAUGAACAACUCUUUUUCUAAGCUCAAUGUGAACGCCAAGCCGUUCGUUCCAAACGUCCACGCAGCAGAAUUCGUCCCCUCGUUUCUGAGGGGUUCGGACGAGGCCGCGGAGUCGCCAGAAGGACCUGAUGAUACAGAUCCCAGCAUGGAAGUUUCAGAACCUGCUGCGCUAGUGGAAAAUGGAGAUACAGAAGCAGGGUCUGAAGAAUCAUGGGAACAGAAAGCAGAACCAAGUGAAGCAGAACCAGGUGGCGGUCCUGCAGGCGACGAGGGUCCACCUUUGGCUGCUCCAGUCGAAAUGGAAGAGGAAGAGGAGGUGUCUUCACCAAAGGUUGCAGUGGUAGAGCCAGGUGCUCCAAAGAAAGAACACGUGAAUGUUGUAUUCAUAGGUCAUGUAGAUGCUGGAAAAUCCACUAUUGGUGGACAAAUAAUGUAUCUGACGGGUAUGGUGGACAAACGAACACUGGAGAAAUACGAAAGGGAAGCCAAGGAGAAAAAUAGAGAAACAUGGUACCUGUCCUGGGCCUUGGACACAAAUCAGGAGGAGAGGGACAAGGGAAAAACAGUUGAAGUGGGUCGUGCAUAUUUUGAGACUGAGAAGAGGCACUUCACCAUUUUAGAUGCACCCGGUCACAAAAGCUUUGUACCAAAUAUGAUUGGUGGUGCAUCUCAAGCUGAUCUUGCUGUAUUGGUCAUCUCAGCCAGAAAAGGUGAAUUUGAAACUGGCUUUGAGAAAGGUGGGCAAACACGAGAACAUGCUAUGUUAGCAAAAACGGCAGGAGUCAAACAUCUGAUAGUUCUCGUCAAUAAAAUGGAUGACCCAACAGUAAACUGGAGCCAAGAUAGAUACGAGGAAUGUAAAGAAAAACUGGUUCCAUUUUUGAAGAAAGUUGGUUUCAAUCCAAAGAAGGAUAUCUAUUUUAUGCCUUGUUCUGGACUGACUGGUGCCAACCUAAAAGAACGAGCAGAGAACUGCAUCUGGUACAUUGGUUUACCAUUUAUACCUUAUUUGGCCAAUUUGCCACAUUUCAAUAGGGUCACUACGGGACCCGUGCGGGUACCAAUUGUAGAUAAGUAUAAGGAUAUGGGUACGGUGGUUUUGGGCAAACUAGAAUCUGGACUAAUUGGAAAAGGACACCAACUUGUUAUGAUGCCAAACAAACAUAAUGUUGAGGUUCUGGGACUCUUGUCUGAUGAUGUGGAGACCGAUUCAGCAGAUCCAGGGGAAAAUCUGAAAAUACGACUGAAAGGAAUUGAAGAGGAAGAGAUUCUGCCAGGAUUCAUUCUGUGUGAUCAUGGCAACCUUUGUCACUCAGGACGUACUUUUGAUGCACAGAUAGUUAUAAUUGAGCAUAAAUCCAUCAUCUGCCCAGGUUACAAUGCAGUGCUGCACAUCCAUACUUGCAUUGAAGAAGUUCAAAUAACGGCCUUAAUCUGUCUGGUGGAUAAGAGAUCUGGAGAAAAAAGCAAGACGCGGCCUCGUUUUGUUAAACAGGAUCAGGUUUGCAUUGCUCGUUUAAGGACAGCAGGCACAAUCUGUCUUGAGACCUUCAAAGAUUUUCCUCAGAUGGGGCGUUUUACCUUGCGAGAUGAAGGUAAAACCAUUGCAAUUGGAAAGGUCCUGAAAUUGAUCCCUGAGAAGGACUGAAGAUCUACAAUCUAAUGCUGCACAAUACUGUGAUGAAAAAGGACUCCGCAACAGCCUACUUCACGCCUUCUUUUCUUGGUUUUCAUAAUUUCUCUGCCUAUCAAUACUUUUAUUUCCCCAUGUACUGCAAAUUGCUGUAAACAUGUCCACAUUUUACGUCAGCUUUCUCAUAUUGAGAGCUCUGCUAUGCCAUUGUUAAAGCUACCAUUUAAAAUCCUCCUUCUGAAAUCUGCUUCCUUAGAAAUACGGCAGUAGCUACCUAACUGAUGUGGACAGAAUUGCCUGCAAAAAUAAAAUUAAACCAAAAAAGUUUAUUUUAUUCUGGCAUCAUUCUCUUUUGUGCAUUUUUGCUCACCUGUGUUUUUCAACCAGGUCAGAUUAUUCAACAGAUCAGUGUGAGUGUCCCUGUGUUAGAAAGGUCUGGAGAGACAAUAAAAUCAAUUUGAAAUAUUUCUGGCAUUUGAAUUAUUUUGGAAAGGAUUCUUCUGAAACAACCUUGCAUCAACUUGUUCGCUAGUUUCCCAGCAAAUGAUCUCUUGACUUUGUUAUUUUCUUUGCAAGUUGAAUGUUCCAUAAUUUUUUUUUUCAUGUAGCCUCACAGUAUGCCCUUUGUGGUAAUUUUCAGCAUUCACAAUGCAUGAUGUGUGUUAUUGUCAAUGUUCCACUGGCUGGGAAACAAAAUAUCAAUACAUAAGUAUUGAAAAAGAUGCAAGUGAAAUCGUCAAUUUUGAAACAAUUGCAUCUGUUCAAUUUAUGCCAUCUCCAAAGGAAUCAAAUCUUUUCUAAACAUGUGAAGGUACAUAACAGCAAUCCAACAGAUGAUGUGAAUUGUGAAGGACAAAUGACUGCUGCAUGAGUUUAUAGUGAUAUUUCCCUUUGAACAGGCAGUAUAUUAGAGUAUCUAGGUUUGAUUCUUUUGACUUGAAAUGUUUAAAAUAACAGAUUAGAAAAUCUAUAGCUUUUUUCUUGCUUUAAGUGCAUUUCAUAGAACAGUUAACACGUGGAAGCACAUGUGACAACAAUACCACUUAAAGUGGGAAUUUCGUCACUUGCUACAACUUUCAUAUCAACUAUUAAUUUUAUAAGGAGUGGAUAUUUCUUGGAUGAGUAAUGAGAAAAAAAUCAGAAAUAGAACCUGUGUGGUUGGUAAUACGAAAUGUGAGAAAUAUAGUCCUUGUACAUAUUUGAAAACCUUGUAAUUGAGGCAGCAGUUAUUUAAUAUAAUGGUAAAUUUGCUACUGUUAAAGGGUCAAAAUGAAGUUUUUUUUUUAAUUCCCUUGCCUAGUUAAAUUACUAUUCCAGUUAAUGAAAGGGAUUUAUGAAAGAUGUGAUUAACUCUAAACAACAGAACAAAUAGUGUUAUGAAUGGUGUAAUCUAGGAUUGCCAACAAUUAAGUGUCAUUUUGUAAUAAAACAACAAUUUACAUUCAGGCUUGGAACAAACAUACGCCUGAACUCUAAAACAUAGCAAACUCCAUUGACAAACGGGCCACUGCACGAGUGAGCUCCAUCCUGCCACUGAAAUUGUAUACAAUUUCCCCAAAAAACUAACCGGUAUAUUUAAUCUAUUUUAAUAAGUCAAUGUUUAAUAAUGACAGGUUUUCUUUUCUUUCACUACUGCAUGUAAAUGAAAAUCCCACUUUUGUCAACAGUGUGAAUUUGCUGCUCUCGGAGGUCGGGGGGGGGGGGGGGGGGGGGGGGGGGAAGAGGCACUUAGAUAUAUUAAUAGUAACAUUUCUCAAAGGUUUCGAUUGCUGUGAUUAUACAAUUAUUUAAUUUGGAAAGUGUGUAAGGAAAAUGUUAAAUUGGUGUCAUAUGAAAUGCCCUUGCUCUUAAUUGGAGAAAUGUUGGCUUUCUCUUGCUGAUCUGACUUGAAGUUGUCUGUUUUGUAAUGAAAUAUCAUUGGCAAUACAGAAGUUGGUGUAAGACAGCACAGCUGUUAAUAUGACCACAGUAUUGUAUAGUAAACAAAUUUACUGUAUGCAUUCUUAAUCUUGCAAAAUAAAAUUUGAUUUCAUUUCCCUUGGAAUAUUGCUUCUAA
This is a messenger RNA of Amblyraja radiata (thorny skate), 4031 nucleotides long. RefSeq names its product eukaryotic peptide chain release factor GTP-binding subunit ERF3A. The coding region runs from base 269 to 1990 and encodes 573 amino acids. The record is from RefSeq and is a predicted model, not a curated record. Gene Ontology annotation, molecular function: GTP binding; GTPase activity. Lineage: Eukaryota; Metazoa; Chordata; Chondrichthyes; Rajiformes; Rajidae. The transcript has 14 exons.